Messenger RNA from Poeciliopsis prolifica (blackstripe livebearer), 1455 nucleotides. It is a transcript of the gene prkab1b, whose product is annotated as protein kinase, AMP-activated, beta 1 non-catalytic subunit, b. Gene Ontology annotation, cellular component: cytoplasm; nucleus; nucleotide-activated protein kinase complex. Gene Ontology annotation, biological process: signal transduction. Gene Ontology annotation, molecular function: protein kinase binding. The record is from RefSeq and is a predicted model, not a curated record. Bases 451 to 1236 code for a protein of 261 amino acids. The transcript is spliced from 7 exons. Lineage: Eukaryota; Metazoa; Chordata; Actinopteri; Cyprinodontiformes; Poeciliidae.
GGUUAACGUCCGGACAGGGGCGGAAGAGGCGCGUCGUCUCGCGCAGACAAACUCAAGUUUCCUCCGAAGGACGAAAACAGCGAAAACAACAGGAUAAGGACACAAACAGGGAGGAGAGGCGGUUCUGGGAACAGUUUGGAAACCUGUCUCGGUCCGGUCUUUAUCGAGCCCGAGUGUUUUCAGGGAGGUUUUGCUUUUUGUUUUGGGUUUUUUUGGGGGGGACAGAAACUUCUCCGCUCCAACGACGAAAACAGCGACCAAACAAGAGACUUUUGACCCGUGCGCGAGCUGAAAGCAGGUCGCCCCUAAAUAAAAACCUGCUCCGUCCGACCGGACAGACGAACCGGAUAUCACCCUGAGAUCAAUCUGGUGGAUGUUUUCUCCCCCUGGGUGUUUGUUGAAAGCAGCAGAUUUGCGUCCGUUUCCGUGCUUGACGCGGGCUGCGUCACCAUGGGCAACAGCUCCAGCAGCGAGAGGUCAUUCAGAGAUGGACCGUCCGGAGGGAAGGAGGCUCGACCCAACAUCUUGAUGGACAGCAGCGACGACUCAGAGCUGUUCCACAGGGAAGACCCGAAGGCUUCCCCAGACAUACAGGAGUUUCUGGCCUGGCAGCAGGACCUCGACUGCGACAGCAAGGACCCGGGGCAAGCCAGACCGACCGUUUUCAGAUGGGCCGGGUCAGCCAAGGAAGUCUUUGUGUCCGGUUCUUUUAACAACUGGGCCACCAAAAUCCCUCUUAACAAGAGUCAGAAUAACUUCGUGGCUAUUGUGGACCUGCCAGAGGGGGAGCACCAGUACAAAUUUUGCGUUGACGGACAGUGGACUUUGGAUCCGACUGGGCCGGUGACAACAACCAAGACUGGCACAGUCAACAACAUCAUUCAAGUGAAUCAAACCGACUUCGAAGUCUUCGAUGCCCUCAAGAUCGACUCCCAGGAUUCAACGGACAUGUCUGACCUGUCCAGUUCUCCACCCGGACCCUACCAACAGGACGGAUAUCUCAUCAAGCCAGACGACAAGAUCAAGCAGCCUCCUAUCUUGCCGCCCCACCUGCUCCAAGUGCUGCUCAACAAGGACACGGGCGUCUCUUGUGACCCGACACUACUUCCAGAGCCUAACCACGUCAUGCUGAAUCACCUGUAUGCCCUCUCCAUCAAGGACGGGGUGAUGGUUCUCAGCGCGACUCACCGAUACAAAAAGAAAUAUGUGACCACUCUCCUCUACAAACCCAUAUAACCCAGAGAGAUCACCAUCAACCUGAUGUUCCACACAGCUGCUACUUCUAAUGACGAUUGAUGACGAAACAGGACCAACAUUUUUAUAACAAAGCAUUCUGAACGUUUCUCCCAUCUCGUUUCAUCAACCUGUUAAUACUAAGCUCUUUUUCUUUUGAUAUUUUUCACAAUGUUUCAUACUGCCAGUGUGUGAAUAAAUACAUUUUGCCUCGCCACAUAA